AUGGUGUCGUCAUCGCCGCGCGCGCAGGCCCGCUCGCAACACGACGUCGACCCAGAAAGAAUAAAGGCCUACUCUGAACAACUCCGUCAACGCAAAGAAGCUGAAGAGAGGAUCGCAGCCCAAAAUGAAUUCCUCCGCACUUCUCUCAGAGGAUCCCACAAACUCCAGGCUUUGGAAUCCAACCCUCCGUCAUCAGGGACUGCCUUUGUUAACGACGCGUAUGAAGAUGAUACGAGUGAAGAGUCCGCCCAGCUGUAUGCUGUUAUUGACUAUCAAGAAGUAUGUGCAGCGCUGACGCGCGUGCAGAAGGCGCUUGGUGCGAGCGGGGAGGCUGCGCUGGCGGCGCGGGUGGCGGGCGCGGCGGGCGCCUUGUUGUGUCCCGCGUUGCGCACGGCACUAGCCACGCGCUCCGCAGUGCUCACCGCCCUGCGUCACAAGCGCCCCGGCCUGGCGCCGCCGCACACGCACCGAGCUACCGAUAGACUGAAAGACUGCAUGGACGUACUAGGAGCACACACAUCAACAGGUGGUGAAACGUCAGGGUUGGCAGCGGAAUUACUGUCGAUACUGGGUGGACUUGAACUAGAGAGUCUCAUUCAGGCACACGACCAGGCUGCGGCACUACUAGACCCUGCCUGCUUCAGUAGGGGCAAGAGGCAUAAGACUGGCAAUAAUUACAAUCACAAAGGCGAAGAUGAUAAAGCGCUAACGGCGCACUCACCCGACGACCCCAGCGAACACAUCAAAAUUAUCAAAAUCGAAAAGACUAACGAACCCCUUGGUGCUACGGUAAGAAACGAAGGUGAAGCCGUGAUUAUUGGUAGGAUAGUAAGAGGAGGAGCCGCCGAGAAGUCAGGUUUAUUACACGAAGGUGAUGAGCUUCUAGAAGUGAACGGUGUUGCGAUGCGAGGCAAGUCAGUGCACGAGGUGUGCCAGGUGCUGGGCGCGCUGUCGGGCACGCUGUGCGUGGUGCUGGCGCCGCGCCGCGCCGCGCCGCGCGCGCCCCCCACGCACCGCGUGCUGCACGUGCGCGCGCACUUCGACUACGACCCCGAGGACGACGUCUACAUUCCUUGUCGGGAGCUCGGUAUUAGUUUCCAGAAAGGUGACGUGUUACAUGUGAUCAGCCGUGAGGACCCCAACUGGUGGCAAGCGUUCCGCGAAGGAGAGGAGGAUCAAACUCUCGCUGGACUUAUACCUAGUCAGGCCUUCCAGCAUCAGAGAGAAUCAAUGAAGCUAACAUUAGCCGGUGAAGUAGCCGCAAGAGAUAAGCCGCGGAAAGGCGGCACGUUGUUGUGUGCGAAGAAACCGCCUCGCAAAAAGAAAGGCAAAAAGGCCACCAGCGAAGCCGGAUACCCGUUGUACUCCACGUCCGGAGCGGAUGGUGAGUCAUCCGUGAUAGCAACUAUUAUACUAGAAUACGAGCAGGAGGAGAUCCUGACGUACGAGGAGGUGGGUCUGUACUACCCGCGCGCGUCGCACAAGCGGCCCAUCGUGCUGAUCGGUCCGCCCAACAUCGGGCGGCACGAGCUGCGCCAGCGCCUGAUGGAGGACAGCUCGCGCUUCGCCGCCGCCGUACCACACACGUCUCGGCCGCGCAAGGAUCACGAGGUGCCGGGACAAGACUACCACUUUAUAUCCCGCACGCAGUUCGAGGCUGAUAUCCUAAACAGAAAGUUUGUUGAACAUGGCGAAUAUGAGAAAGCUUAUUAUGGUACAUCCUUAGAAGCAAUUCGCGAGGUGGUGAACUCGGGUAAGAUUUGCGUGCUGAACUUGCACCCGCAGUCGCUGAAGAUCCUCCGCAACUCCGACCUCAAGCCCUACACCGUGUUCGUGGCGCCGCCUAGCCUUGAGAAACUCCGCCAAAAGAAAAUAAGGAAUGCGGAAGCUUUCAAGGAGGAAGAGUUAAAAGAGAUAAUCGCGACGGCGCGCGACAUGGAGCUGCGCUGGGGGCACCUGUUCGACAUGAUCAUCAUCAACAACGACACGCAGCGCGCCUACCAGCAGCUGCCUCAACGAGAUCAACAGCCUCGAGCGCGAGCCGCAGUGGGUGCCGGCGCACUGGCUCAAGCACACCUAGCGCCCCCCGCGCCCCCCCCGCCCCUCGCGCCCCUCGCGCCCCUCGCGCCCCCCGCCCCACGCGCCGCGCCGCCCCGAGAGGUUGACGAUAGCGAGUCGGCCCGAGCUCCUGCUGUUGUUCGAUAUUAUUACGCGAAUGGUUUUACAUUUGCUUUUCUACUUCCUAAACGUUUGCGACGUCAAAAGAAUCGGUAG
This is a messenger RNA of Arctia plantaginis, 2274 nucleotides long. The record is from the annotation of a GenBank genome assembly. NCBI's taxonomy places the organism in Eukaryota, Metazoa, Arthropoda, Insecta, Lepidoptera, Erebidae.